Morus notabilis is the source of this 804-nucleotide messenger RNA. Its product is annotated as RING-H2 finger protein ATL56. Bases 112 to 624 code for a protein of 170 amino acids. The transcript has a single exon. NCBI's taxonomy places the organism in Eukaryota, Viridiplantae, Streptophyta, Magnoliopsida, Rosales, Moraceae. The record is from RefSeq and is a predicted model, not a curated record.
ACAAAACAAUACAGGCAACUAAUAAGUCAGUUCCCCCUAAAAAAAACUCUCCACCGCCAUUGAGAUCGCAAAAUUCUCCCAAACCCCACCUCCCAAUCUCCAAAAUCUCCAAUGCCUCCCGAGCACCACCACCACCAUGGGGUUCAUCAAGAACCUCCGAAACCGAACCAGAGAUUCCUCUCCCUAAUCCUAAAAGCCCUAAUCAUGAUCUUCAUAACCUCCCUCUUCUUCCUCUUCGUCGGCGUCGCCGCCGUCAUCUUCCUCUUCUUCCUAGCGGGCGGCGCCCUCCACCGCCGCCGUCGCCACCACCAUCACCGUCCCCGCUCCUCCUCCUUCUCUUCUCGCGACCUCCGGAGGCUUCCGCAGUUCCGAUUCGCCUCGGGAACAACAACAACAACAGCCGAGAGCGACUGCGUUUGCGUCGUCUGUUUGGACGCUUUCAGAGACGGCCAGUGGUGCAGAACGCUCGGCGCGUGCGGCCAUGUUUUUCACCGGCGGUGUUUGGACGCGUGGUUGGUGAAAACCCCGGCGUGCCCGAUUUGUCGGACACGUGUACGGUUGGAUUUGGGAGAUGGGGCUUCGUCGUCGUCGAGAGAUUUUGAGGAAGAGGCGAAAAGAUGGUAGGGCUUCGAUGCGAACAAUGGAUUUCAGGGCUUUGUAGGCAUGUAAUUUGAUGUAAGUUUUGGUCUUGUUUUAUGAUUUUGAUAUAAUUGUAUAUUAUAUGUGUCAUUUUGGGGUUUUUUUUUUUUUAAAUCUGAAUGUAUAGUAGUUUCAAGUUUCAAUAAGAAAACUUGGUUUUUGUUA